Mastomys coucha (southern multimammate mouse) is the source of this 2420-nucleotide messenger RNA. RefSeq names its product NPR3 like, GATOR1 complex subunit (gene Nprl3). The transcript has 12 exons. Lineage: Eukaryota; Metazoa; Chordata; Mammalia; Rodentia; Muridae. Gene Ontology annotation, biological process: negative regulation of TORC1 signaling; cellular response to amino acid starvation; TORC1 signaling. Bases 625 to 2100 code for a protein of 491 amino acids. The record is from RefSeq and is a predicted model, not a curated record. Gene Ontology annotation, cellular component: GATOR1 complex.
GUUUGAAGCUGGCCUUCCUUUUUCGUGCAAUGGAGGAGUUAUGAUGUAGUCUGUCUCCCUUCCCCCACUGAGAAUGUCUCCAGAAGAAACAGACCUUAGUCCCACAUGGUCUCUUUCAGGACCGUAAGGGUCUCCCUGCCCAGGACAGACUGUGAUCCUGAUAGUGCUGGAGCUGUCUUCCCCAAACCACCCUAUCUAGAUAUUAAGAAAGCAUUCAGUAGUAGAUAGGUGAGUAUAGGUGCUCUCUCCCUUUAGGGCCAGAUCAGAAACAGUGCCUGUGUGUCUACAGUGGAGGCCCCCAGUCCCUGGUAUCUGAGAUAAGAUGUAUCACCAGGCCCCAGAGCUCUCCUCCCUGCAGACAACUCACUUAUCCAGAGCCCCAGACUGGGAGGACUAGGUUUGCCAAUAGGGAGACAGAUGUACAGAUGGCUGUUGGAAAGGGUGAGCUCCCACACCCCAGCCAUUCCCACUUCUCCAUGACACUUGUUUCUGUGCAUCCCAUGUUCCUGUAACACAGUGCAUCUGCAUGCCUCGUACAAAAUUCCCUCAAUAAGAACUGGGAAGUUAAAGUGUUCAGGGUUCUCGGAUGUUAUUCUGGCAACAAUUUUGGCAACCAAAUCUGAAAUGUGCGGCCAAAAAUUUGAACUGAAGAUUGAUAAUGUACGGUUUGUUGGGCACCCAACACUGCUGCAACAUGCUCUGGGGCAGGUCCUUAAAACAGAUCCAUCUCCAAAGCGGGAAGCACCGACCAUGAUUCUUUUUAAUGUGGUAUUUGCACUGAGGGCCAACGCUGACCCAUCAGUGAUAAACUGUCUACACAACUUGUCCCGCCGAAUUGCUACGGUCCUGCAGCAUGAGGAGCGCCGCUGCCAGUACCUCACUCGAGAGGCCAAGCUGAUCCUAGCCCUUCAGGAUGAGGUGUCUGCUAUAGCUGAUGCAAAUGAAGGUCCUCAGUCCCCAUUCCACCACAUCCUACCCAAGUGCAAGCUGGCUAGGGACCUCAAAGAAGCUUAUGACAGCCUGUGCACAUCUGGUGUGGUACGGCUCCACAUUAACAGCUGGCUGGAAGUUAGCUUCUGUCUGCCCCACAAGAUCCACUAUGCAGCUUCAAGUCUGAUCCCUCCUGAGGCUAUUGAACGGAGCCUAAAAGCCAUCCGCCCAUACCAUGCCUUGCUACUUCUCAGUGACGAGAAAUCUCUACUGAGUGAGCUUCCCAUCGACUGCUCCCCGGCUCUGGUGCGGGUGAUCAAGACCACGUCUGCUGUGAAGAACCUGCAGCAGCUAGCCCAGGAUGCUGAUCUGGCCUUGCUGCAGGUCUUCCAGCUUGCAGCUCACCUGGUAUACUGGGGCAAGGCCGUCAUCAUCUACCCGUUAUGUGAGAACAACGUCUAUGUCCUGUCUCCCAAUGCCAGUGUGUGUCUGUACUCCCCGCUAGCCGAGCAGUUCUCCCGCCAGUUCCCGUCCCAUGACCUGCCGUCUGUCCUGGCCAAGUUUUCCUUGCCGGUAUCUUUAUCAGAGUUCAGGAGCCCUCUGGCGCCCCCUGCCCAGGAGACCCAACUCAUCCAGAUGGUGGUGUGGAUGCUGCAGCGCCGGCUCCUCAUCCAGCUGCAUACCUAUGUUUGCCUAAUGGCCUCACCUAGUGAAGAGGAGCCCCGACUUCGAGAGGAUGAUGUCCCCUUCACAGCCCGAGUUGGUGGCCGCAGCCUUAGCACACCCAAUGCUCUAAGCUUUGGCUCCCCAACCAGCAGUGACGACAUGACCCUUACCAGCCCCAGUAUGGACAACUCCAGUGCAGAGCUGCUCCCCAGUGGGGACUCACCACUGAACAAGAGGAUGACAGAGAACCUGCUGGCCAGCCUCUCAGAGCAUGAGAGGGCUGCUAUCCUCAAUGUGCCUGCAGCCCAAAACCCUGAGGACCUCCGCAUGUUUGCCAGGCUCCUGCACUACUUCCGUGGCCGCCACCAUCUGGAGGAGAUCAUGUACAAUGAGAACACACGGCGCUCCCAGCUGCUCAUGCUCUUUGACAAAUUCCGCAGCGUGCUGGUGGUGACCACCCAUGAGGACCCCGUUAUUGCUGUCUUCCAGGCACUGCUCACAUGAGCCCCGGCAGCAUGCCUGUGUGUGGAUGGGAACAACCUCCCCUCUGCCGCAGAGUUCCUGACUGGCUUUAGGAGGAUAGGCAGCCCCAGCCUGGAAGAACUGCUUCCUGUUUCAGCCGUCAGUCUGGUCAGAAGCAGCUAUGGGGCAACCAUUGGGCUUUGUUGUUUUCUUGAGACAAAGUCCUCUGUAGCUCAGACUGCAUACUUGGCUAUGUCGCUUAGGAUGACCUUGAACUCCUGAUCUUGUCCUCCAAGUACAAUGGCUACAGACGUGUGCCAUCAAUGUCACUUUAAAAAAAUAUAUUUAUUUAUUUUUAUGUA